Molecule: messenger RNA, 1143 nt
Organism: Erigeron canadensis
Lineage: Eukaryota; Viridiplantae; Streptophyta; Magnoliopsida; Asterales; Asteraceae
Exons: 8
Coding region: 82-933 (283 amino acids)
Source: RefSeq, a predicted model, not a curated record
UUAACAGAAGAGCAGUACGUUGUUCUGUUCAUACCCAUAUACAAGCAAAUUAAGAAUUUCCCUACUGUUUUGUCAAUCAUAAUGGAUAUAACUGGGUCAUCUGCAGGACUCAAGUAUGAGUGCUUGCUUUUUGAUUUGGACGAUACGCUAUACCCCAUGAGCUUAGGUCUCAAUUUUGCUUGUCGCAAAAAUAUAGAAGAAUACAUGUUGAAAUAUUUGGACAUAGAAGAAUCUCAAGUCCCAAGUAUGUGCUUGGACUUGUACAGAGAACACGGGACUACCAUGGCCGGUUUGAAGGCUCUUGGUUACACAUUCAAUGACGAUGCGUUUCAUGCUUUUGUUCAUGGAACCUUACCUUACCAUGUUCUUAAACCCGAUAUGGUGCUUAGAAACCUUCUGCUAUCUCUGCCACAACGAAAGAUUAUUUUUACUAACGCGGACAAAGCACAUGCAGCUCAAGUCCUGAGUAGGAUGUGCUUGGAAGACUGUUUUGAAGGCGUCAUCUGCUUUGAAACACUUAAUCAACCUCGAAUUGGAACUGAAGGUGGGAUGAACAAUUCCGUAAUGGAACUUAGUACUGAAACUCAAGGCAACGUUUGCGAAGAUGAUCACACAAGGCUUGGCUCUCCUACACGAAUCAUAUGCAAACCAGCCCUUGAUUCAUUUGAAGCCGCCACUAUCAUUGCCAAUAUUGACCCCAAUAAAACAAUCUUCUUUGAUGAUAGCGUCAGAAACAUCGCCACUGCAAAGACUGCUGGAUUUCAUACCGUCAUUGUGGGAAGGUCAAGUCUUGUGUCAGGGGCAGAUUAUGCUUUAAGCAGCAUCCACAAUAUAAGAGAAGCAUUUCCUGAACUUUGGGAGGGUAAAAGCAGAGAACAUUUGGAAAAAGUAUUUACCCAAGCUACUCCUGUGGAAACUGUCGUCAAUGCAUAGGACGUCGGUCAAUCUAAUAUGUGUGGUUGACCGAUAUCCUACAUAGUACUUAAUGUGAAAACUGCAGAACGAAAAAGAUACACGCUACCUAAGAUGAUAUAUAUUUAUCAAAAAGCUAAAUUAUAUGUGUAUUGAUUAUCAAUAUAUACACAAACAAAUAAACAAUCUUAUUCAGUUCUGCGUUAACUCAUUAGAGUAUUUUACCGCUAU